CAAAUAAAAAACACUAUAUUUGACCGAACCGGCUAUACAAGAAGACACUGCACUCAAAUUCUCUGAUUGUGUUCGAAAUUUCCAAUUUGAGUGAUUAUUGUGUAUAAUCUGAAACAACAUGUCUGGUGAAGAGGAAGAAAACGCCGCAGAGCUCAAAAUCGGAGAUGAGUUUUUGAAAGCAAAGUGUUUAAUGAACUGUGAAGUUUCAUUAAUUCUUGAACACAAGUAUGAGCAGCUUCAACAAACUUCUGAUGAUCCCACAAAUUCAGUUUCUCAGGUAUUCGAAAAGUCAUUGCAGUAUGUGAAGCGUUUCAGCCGCUAUAAAAAUCCUGAUGCUGUUAGACAAGUUAGAGAAAUUCUUGCUCGAUAUCAGUUAGCCGAGUUUGAGCUGUGUGUCCUAGGGAAUCUUUGCCCAGAAACUGUGGAGGAAGCUAUUGCUAUGGUUCCAUCUAUCAAGACAAGAGGUCGGGCUCAAGAUGAUGAAGCAAUUGAGAAGAUGUUGAAUGACCUAUCACUGAUUAAGAAAUUUGAAUAAGUGUUUCUUCCAAUUUUCGUAAAUGAUAGUUAUUCCUUUGAUGUAAUGGAGUAAGUAGUACUGUAUGACAACUGCAAGCAAACAUCUUUUGUGAUUUCUAAUUACAUAACUCACAUUGGUAAUAUAGCUAGUUUUCAGUGA
Molecule: messenger RNA, 676 nt
Organism: Trifolium pratense (red clover)
Lineage: Eukaryota; Viridiplantae; Streptophyta; Magnoliopsida; Fabales; Fabaceae
Product: DNA-directed RNA polymerase II subunit 4-like
Exons: 6
Coding region: 119-535 (138 amino acids)
Biological process (GO): transcription initiation at RNA polymerase II promoter; nuclear-transcribed mRNA catabolic process, deadenylation-dependent decay; mRNA export from nucleus in response to heat stress
Cellular component (GO): P-body; RNA polymerase II, core complex
Molecular function (GO): nucleotide binding; translation initiation factor binding
Source: RefSeq, a predicted model, not a curated record